CAGAGGGAGGCGCCUCUCUGCCCAUUAAUACCUUUGAAGAGUUUUUUUUAGCCGCUGCUUAAGAGGUGAAUACACACACUCACAAACACUCUCUCUCACUUACACGCACACACACUCACACACUCCAGAGAGAGUUAAGCGUGUGAGGAUGAUGAAGUGUAAAGGAGCUGGAGUACCGCGUGUGUGAGUGUGUGUGUGUGUGUGUGUGUGUUUGAACCUUUGGGACAUGAGGAGCGGAGCGAAUCGGCGCCUCUCCGGUGGGAGAAGGUGGAGGAGGGGUCGAGCCAAGCGAGGACUGUUCGCAAUGUUAUCUGCAGCCACUGAUGCCACGUUUCAAAGAAACAACUGGAAGAUGGUGGUAUGGGUGCUUGUAUCCUUGCUGCCCCUGGUAGUAGGAGACAGGACUGGGUUUAGCGAAGACCCUGUGGAUGCAGUGAGUUUAGUUACCACUACCUUGGAUGAGCAGCCAUUUGAUGCUCUACCUGAAGAAGAGGAGGAGAUGGGAAAUGGAGACAGCCAUUCUCCUUGGCAUAGCAUUUUUGAACCCUCAGUUCUGGUAGAGGAGGAACAGCCUGCUCGGUGGGAACGUUCCCCACGUUCCUCGGAUGCCUCUGAUGCUCAGUCCAAGGGCUCACGCAAGAAAAAGAAGAAGAAGAAGAAAGAGAAGGAGAAGGACGAGGAUGAGGGGCGGGGCCAGAGCAGCCGUGACUGCCACCUGGAAAGGCGAGAGAUGAGAGUGAGGGACCUGGGGAUGGGUUACGACUCGGACGAGAUCGUACUCUUUAAGUUCUGCGUGGGUUUGUGCCAGAGUGCACGGGGAAAUUACGACGCUGCACUGCGGGCUCUGCUGACCAAUGGCAGCCUGCCCAAACGUACAGCUCGCAAGGUCAGCGCCAGGCCGUGCUGCCGACCCACAGCAUACAAGUCUGUCUCCUUCAUGGACACGUCCACAACAUGGAGGACCAUCGAAAAUGUCUCUGCCUUGGACUGCAAGUGUGUGGGCUAAGCUGGUAGCAGAGGAAAAGGAAAUAAAUCAAUCCCUCUCAAAAAAAUGGGGCAACGUGGAGAUGGAGGGAUUCCUGAAAUCUAGAGUACAGGAAUAGGAGGCAUUCUGGGAUGGAAGCUAUUCCAGUGGAAGGAGUCAUCAAGGCUUCUGUGACAUGCACCAUGUAUGCAUUCAGCCUUUUAUAUUCCAAAAACCAGCGUGAAAAGGCCCAGCGUGAUGCCGGACUCGCCGGAGGUUGAAGCACGGCAUGGAGAAGUUCUGUGGAAGGUAGACGACAGAGCCAGAAUGGAUACUGAUGGAUUGCUCACGAGGUUCUGAGAAACUUGGCAAGAAACUUUGCAGGACUAUAAUAACAUGGAACGUUCCAUUUGUCCGUUUGUUACUGAAGGAUGUCAGAUCUUUAAGUGUGUGUAUAUGUCCCGAAAACGGAUGAAACCAUUUUCUAUUGUUUGUGCAAAAAUGGAGUGUAAUUUCUGACAUUCAGGUUAACAUAUCAUACACUGCUUAAAUUCAGAAAAGAUAUAGUUAUAAUACAGGGUUUUAUAAACCCACAACACAGAAUUUGAACCAUUUCCAACACAAAGCUUUGGACUGUUAAAAGAACUGAGGAAAAUGUCUAUAAACACUUUUUAAACUUUCACACAAUCAAGUCAUUAGUUUUUGUGUAUUUAAUUUUACACUCAUGCUACGAGGCUAAUGUUUAGUAACUAGCAAGAUAACAAAACAAAAGUUAAAAGACACUGAUAUCCUACACAAACUGUUUUUUAAGAUUUAAAAGUGUGAUAUAUUGCCAUCUUUAUUGCCAUCAAUAUUAAGAAACAGAGUCUAGGAGGAUUAUGAUGCAAACUGACACCAAAUCUAGGGAAAGCGGUGAUUCUUGUUGUCCAAGAUCUCUGACUCUGUAAUGGUGAGAUUUUCAUGUUAAUGGAUUCAAUAAGUCACUAGCUAGUUCGCUAAGCAGAUUGUCUUAAGGUAAAUAAUCUUCUAAUGGAAAUAGAGACGGAUUAAAACUUUGGCUUUCCUGUUAGCUAAGGUUAAUGAUGUUGUUUCAAAGAAUGCUAAACCACAUGGGCAAUGAAAACAAAAGUGAACCAGCUAACCUGCUAAUUUAACAAGCAAGUUCAUGAAACUGAACUAGCUAGCUAAACAAGCUAAUUAAUAAAAUUAAGCUAGCUGAAAGUCAACUCAACGCGGGUAUUUAGAUUUAAUGGCGGAUGUUAAGACAACAUUCUACUAAGAUAAAAACAAAAAAAUGUAAGUUUUUUUCUCUGAGCUACAUCAAAAAAAUGCAAAGCAUAAAAUUGUCUUUUUCUCUUCAACUUUCCUUCAGUACUUGAGUAAAGAACAAAUUGUUAAGUACAACAACGAUGUAAAAUUUCUCAAGUAUUUUCCACCUCAACAGUUAGCAGUUUAGCUAGUAGUCAGUUACUAAUUAGCCUCAUAGCUACAGUGCAAACAUAAGACAGCGAACAUGGUUGAUUGUCAACAUUUAGGAAAAGUGUGAAAAGCCUGAUUUGUGACGCCUGACAGCUGAACUGCUCAGUCAGCGAUGUAACACCAGCAGUACCAUAGCACCAGGAUUAGCGUUUCUACCUGUUAUACCUGUCUGUCCUUAUUGUUGUUACCGACUGCAAUGCGUUUUAUCGCUGUGCUACGACAUGGAUGCUGUGCAUCUCUUAGCAUUUACUGUAUGCUUCAUAGGUCAAAUAUUUAUUUUUGCAUCUAACUUAUUUAUUUAUUCAUUCUUGUGUAAAAGGAUGUGUUUGACCCUUUACAUAUAUAUAAAAAAUAUUUAUUAACAUGUAUAUUAAUGUUUAUUUGCUUCAUUCCCACCUCAUUCAUUACCUGAAAUUGGCAAGGUUUGGAAAAAAUGGACACAAAAUAGAAGCUUUUUAAAGAUGUGAAGAGUGUGUUUAAGGAAUUUUAAUGGAGUUAAACUAACGUGUGUAUCAGUCACACCGAACUGCCGCCUUGUUGCUAUGUACUCUCCCUUUAAAGAAACGCUGCUCUCCAGGAAAUAUGUACAACUGUAGUUAUA
Tachysurus vachellii is the source of this 3044-nucleotide messenger RNA. Its product is annotated as artemin. The record is from RefSeq and is a predicted model, not a curated record. The transcript has 4 exons. Gene Ontology annotation, molecular function: growth factor activity; glial cell-derived neurotrophic factor receptor binding; receptor tyrosine kinase binding. The coding region runs from base 227 to 1006 and encodes 259 amino acids. NCBI's taxonomy places the organism in Eukaryota, Metazoa, Chordata, Actinopteri, Siluriformes, Bagridae.